This is a messenger RNA of Bipolaris zeicola 26-R-13, 297 nucleotides long. RefSeq lists its product as uncharacterized. The annotation marks the transcript as partial. The transcript is spliced from 2 exons. The record is from RefSeq and is a predicted model, not a curated record. Lineage: Eukaryota; Fungi; Ascomycota; Dothideomycetes; Pleosporales; Pleosporaceae.
AUUACAGGCACCACAUGCAAUGUCUUUCUGCAGUACUUGCCCGGAGAAUUUCGCGCAAAAUGCAGGGUUUGUAUGGCGGCGGAACAAUAUAUCCUAUGCAUGCUCGUUGCUGCAUGCCAAUCCCUAAAUGACAAAGGCCUCGAAGAAUGUAGAAACAAGACCGCGCGCUAUGGAGACAUCGUGAUCGUCUUGGGUCGGCGAGGUGAUGAUCGUGGUCUGAUUCAUGAGCGCGCACAUUAUGCUCUCGACCAUCUUGAAAACCUCCACCUCGACCCUGCCAAAUUUCUUGCUACUUAA